GAGCCUCGAGAGAGGUCGCGGGGUUCGCCAUUGAUAGACCAUUUGCUAAACCUUGGAGCUCAGAGUGCUCUUUUAGGGUUUCGUCCUCUUCCUCUUUCUUCUCGAUUUUUCGAAGCCUCUCUAGGGUUUUGCUUUGGGUGCUGGUUCUCUUCAUUGAUUGCAUUUCAAGAAGCUGUUGUAGUUGCUUGUUGAAAUGGCUUUGUUAGAGAAUGAAGAUGUUAGUAAUGGCGUUGGGUCGGGAGAAGCAAUGAUGGAACAGCUUAGAAAAGCACUUGGUUUGCUUGAGUCUCAUCGAGACUCUGCUUGGAACCAUAUCAUUAAAUUGGAUGACCUUGAGGAAUACUUCCACCAACUUAGGAGUUCAUUGAAGAAGGAAAUUGAUGAGUUAGAAAUAGCAAAGAGGAAACUUGAGGAGAAACAAGCUGAAACUGAGGCAAUUAUUUCUGAAAGAGAGGCAGCUGUUUCUGCUAAAGAACAAGCUUUGUUGGACCGUCUGCAGGAGCUGAAAGAUAACGCUGUUUCUGCGAUUGCUCAAGCACAUAAAAGACAUCAGGUGGCUUCUCCAAAUUUGGUUGAUAACAAAGGAGUAAAGGAAGGGAAGGUAAGCAUUUCUGCCAAUGUUGAUACAAAAACACCUGUUUCUGUUAUAGAGGGGAGUCUCCCUGAUAGUAAAUCAGGUGAAUCUGCUGAACAGAUGCCUGCAAAAGGCCAUCUGAAUUCUAUUUUGAAGCAACUUUGUGAACAGAUGGACACAAAAGGCCUUGUGAAAUAUAUUUCAGAAAAUCGAAAAAACCUUGCCACCUUGUGUGAGGAACUCCCUUUUGCAUUAAAAUGUGCAACUGAACCAGCCCGCAUGGUGCUGGAUGCUUUGGAGGGUUUCUACCCUCCUGACCAAUCUACCUCUCAAGGAAAUGAAAAUGACACGGCCCUUCAGGGUCUACGCAGAAGCUGUCUUAUUUUGAUGGAAUCUGCUGUUCCUGUUUUAGCUACAACUGAGCCAGGUGAUCAUCACCCUUUGAGCUCUGAAAUUAAGCAGCAGGCCAAGGCAAUUGCUAAUCAAUGGAAGCCAAAAAUGGCUGACAUGAAAUUGGAUGCUUCCAAUGGUAGUACAUUGGAAGCACAAGCUUUCUUGCAGCUACUUGCAACCUUUUGCAUUCCAUCAGAGUUCAAUGAAGACGAACUUUGCAAGAUUAUUCUCAUUGUCUCUCGUCGUAGGCAGACGCCUGAGCUCUGCCGAUCUCUUGGAUUAACUCAUAAAAUGCCAGGAAUGGUUGAAACUUUGGUCAACACUGGGAGGCAAAUUGAUGCUAUUCAUUUCGCGUAUGCAUUUCAGCUAAUGGAGAGCUUUCCUCCGGUGCCAUUGUUGAAGGCUUACUUGGAUGAGGUGAUGAAAAAUGUCCAGGAAAUUUGUGGCAAUGCAGAGAACCCUGGAGCACAGAAGGAUGCAACCACUCAAGAGUUGAGUGCAUUGAGGGCUGUUAUCAGGUGUAUUGAAGAUUACAAGCUACAUGAAGAAUACCCAAUUGAUCCUCUUCAGAAGAGAGUGAUUGAGCUCGAGAAAGCAAAAGCUGAGAAGAAGAGGUCCUUUGAAGUUGCCAAGUUCCAGAUGAAGAAACCUCGAGGUAAUACUCGGUAUGCUCCUCACAAGCCUGUUGUAGCCAUUGAAUACAAGCAGCCACCACCACCCUCAGUCUACAAUGAGAGGGGGAUGCACCACGGGGUUGCAGAGAGAUACAUGUAUGCUGCACCACCUGCAUUCGAGGUUCCCAGCCGUGUGACAUACAGCCAACAAGCUAAUAUCCACAGGCAGUAUCAGUACUCUCAUCCUCACGUGAGGGCUCCCUCUGCUCCUUAUGCUGCUUCAGCCAGUUACAGUGAUUAUACUGGUCCUAGUGCACAGAAUGCUCCCACUAACCAGGUGAACUACGGUCCCGGUUCACAGGCUACUUCAAGCUAUUCUGGAAGCUACUUGGGUGCUGGAUACCAUCAGCCCAGUUUGUCAAACUAUGGGAAUUAUUCAGGGCCUGGAUAUCCACCUUCUCACCAAUCUUAAAUGUAGUGCUUACUUUGAAGGACUUGAUAGUUUCAUACUGACUGCUGAAGCAUGCGAGCGGAGUUUGAAAACCUUUGAAUGUUUGAUAUGAUAAAGCAACAGAGCUGCAUAAGGAUCAUCAAGAGCGACGUAAAGAAAGAAAGUCAUGCAUGCAUGCAUGCAUGUGUCUCUCAAAGGAGCAGCACAGCCAUGUUGUCUUCCAACCUCAAUUCCUGGUUAGUUUUUUUUUUUUUUUACCAUUUCACAGCGCUUACCUUUUCGACAACUCUCUGUUUGAUCACAUUGCCCUAAACCUACAUUAAGGCAGAAUGAUUCUAGGACAUGGAUCUUUAGCCUAUUGUUGUAGGUUUUCUUUGGCCAUUGAUAACUGGAUUGCAACAAAUCAAAUUGUGUAAAAAUUUUUAUAUGUGAAUUAUUGUGGAUUAUGUGAACACAGAAUGAAACCUGAGACAUUGUCUUUGCA
Dioscorea cayenensis subsp. rotundata (Guinea yam) is the source of this 2516-nucleotide messenger RNA. RefSeq names its product FRIGIDA-like protein 3. The record is from RefSeq and is a predicted model, not a curated record. NCBI's taxonomy places the organism in Eukaryota, Viridiplantae, Streptophyta, Magnoliopsida, Dioscoreales, Dioscoreaceae.